Messenger RNA from Pipistrellus kuhlii (Kuhl's pipistrelle), 1719 nucleotides. It is a transcript of the gene AP4M1, whose product is annotated as adaptor related protein complex 4 subunit mu 1. NCBI's taxonomy places the organism in Eukaryota, Metazoa, Chordata, Mammalia, Chiroptera, Vespertilionidae. The transcript is spliced from 15 exons. Gene Ontology annotation, cellular component: clathrin adaptor complex; trans-Golgi network; cytoplasmic vesicle. The coding region runs from base 140 to 1501 and encodes 453 amino acids. The record is from RefSeq and is a predicted model, not a curated record. Gene Ontology annotation, biological process: protein targeting; Golgi to lysosome transport.
GACAGGUUGGGAGGGGUGGGGCAGGCGCCGGAUUUCCCGCGUCGGAGGAGACUCGGUCUUAAAGCGCCAGCCUUACAGGCGUCCCUUUGUUUCGGGGCUGCUGUCUCUUUUCUCUCCUAGUCCAAUCUGCAGAACGGCCAUGAUUUCCCAGUUCUUCAUUCUGUCCUCCAAGGGGGACCCACUCAUCUACAAAGACUUCCGUGGGGACAGUGGCGGCCGGGAUGUGGCCGAGCUCUUCUACCGGAAGCUGAUGGGACUGCCUGGAGAAGAGUCCCCGGUUGUCAUGCACCACGAUGACCGUCAUUUUAUUCACAUCAGACACAGUGGUCUCUAUUUGGUGGCCACGACUUCAGAAAACAUUUCUCCCUUCAGCCUCCUAGAGCUGCUCUCUCGGUUAGCCACCCUCCUGGGUGAUUACUGUGGCUCCCUGGGAGAGGGGACCAUCUCCCGCAACGUGGCUCUUGUCUAUGAACUCCUGGAUGAAGUGUUGGAUUAUGGCUAUGUGCAGACCACAUCCACAGAGAUGCUGAGGAACUUCAUCCAGACUGAGGCUGUGGUCAGCAAGCCCUUCAGCCUCUUUGAUCUCAGCAGCGUUGGCUUGUUUGGGGCUGAGACACAACAGAGUAAAGUGGCGCCCAGCAGUGCAGCCAGCCGCCCAGUCCUGUCCAGCCGUUCUGACCCGAGCCAAAAGAAUGAGGUGUUUUUGGAUGUGGUUGAGAGACUGUCCGUACUGAUAGCAUCCAAUGGCUCACUGCUGAAGGUGGAUGUGCAGGGAGAGAUCCGACUCAAGAGCUUUCUUCCCAGUGGCUCUGAGAUGCGCAUUGGUUUGACAGAAGAAUUUUGUGUGGGGAAGUCAGAACUGAGAGGUUAUGGGCCAGGAAUUCGGGUGGAUGAAGUCUCAUUUCACAGCUCGGUGCAACUGGAUGAAUUUGAGUCUCAUCGAAUACUCCGCUUACAGCCACCUCAGGGCGAGCUGACUGUGAUGCGGUACCAACUCUCAGAUGACCUCCCCUCCCCACUUCCCUUCCGGCUCUUUCCAUCUGUGCAGUGGGACCGAGGCUCAGGCAGGCUCCAGGUUUAUCUGAAGUUACGAUGUGACUUGCCCCCAAAGAGCCAGGCUCUCAAUAUCAGGCUUCACCUUCCCCUGCCUCGAGGGGUGGUCAGCCUGUCUCAGGAGCUGAGUAGCCCAGAGCAGAAGGCAGAGCUGUGUGACGGAGCCCUUCGCUGGGACCUGCCUCGUGUGCAAGGUGGCUCUCAGCUCUCAGGCCUUUUCCAGAUGGAAGUCCCGGGUCUGCCUGGGCCUCCUGGGCAAGGACAGUCCACCUCAGCGCCUCCUCUGGGGCUGGGCCCUGCGAGCCUCUCCUUUGAACUUCCCCGGCACACGUGCUCCGGCCUCCAGGUUCGCUUCCUCAGGCUGGCAUUCAGACACUGCAGCAAUGCCAACCCCCACAAGUGGGUGCGACACCUAAGCCACAGCGAUGCUUAUGUCAUUCGGAUCUGAGGCUCCCCAAACAAGGACAUGGGCAGGAAAGAUGGCGGCCUGUGGUUCAGGAGGACGAUACUGUCUUCUCCAUCCUCUGGCCUGUGGUAAUGGAUCUGGCUGGAAGAGACCUGAGUCCUAGAGACCACGAGGGCUCCACAGGUUAGAUCCUUUCAUUGUAUCGGACACAGGAAGGACUGAGGUGAAUCACAGCUUACAAAUCAAACUUUUAUUAUGAG